This is a messenger RNA of Penicillium taxi, 387 nucleotides long. RefSeq lists its product as uncharacterized. Bases 1 to 387 code for a protein of 128 amino acids. The transcript has 2 exons. The record is from RefSeq and is a predicted model, not a curated record. Lineage: Eukaryota; Fungi; Ascomycota; Eurotiomycetes; Eurotiales; Aspergillaceae.
AUGAAGGUCUACACCACCCUUGCUACCUUCUCUCUGUUCUAUACCUUAGCAGCAGCAGCCCCAAUUCCCCCUCAACCAAGUAUGGAGGAAACUCAGAAUGAUAUGAUUGCAGAGGACAAGCGUGGCGAGUACGAUGUCACAAUGAAGUGCGAUAGUGCUUAUGCCGAUCUCGUUGACAAGCGCGAGGAAAAGCGUGGCGAGUACGAUGUUACAAUGAAGUGCGAUAGUGCUUAUGCCGAUCUAGUUGACAAGCGCGAAGAAAGGCGUGGGGAAUACGAUGUCACGAUGAAGUGCGAUAGUGCUUAUGCUGAUCUAGUUGAGCGUGGGGAGUAUGAUGUGACUAUGAAGUGUGAUAAGGCCUACGCUGAUCUUGUCGAUGAGAAUUAA